AAACCUUAAAAGGGAAUACUGUCUGACUAAAGCCAGACAACUGGCCCCUUAAAAGAACAUUUAUAAUUUAUUUAUGGCCUAAUAUUUUCCACGGAUAGGAUUAAUAAAUCACGUUUUCAUUCAACUUGUUUUCUCUGAGGUAUGAAUUUCUCUAUUUUGAUACCAGAUCUUAACAUGUUUUAUUUUGCUUGUCCAUUUUCCAGUUCAUUUUUGCAGCUACAGGGAGAAAUUUAUUAGUCUAUAUUGCCGCCUUUCUGCUGUCAUGGAGCUGGAUUCUCUGAAUACCCAACAGUCCCUGAGGGAAGCAAUCUCAGACAGCGAGGUUGCAGCUGCCAAACAAAGACACCAGCAAGUUUUAGAUUUCAUUCAGCAAAUAGAUGAAGUUUGGCGUGAAAUGAGGUGGAUCAUGAAUGCUCUGCAUUAUGCAAGAUACAAACAACCAGUUUCAGGCUUGUUCAUCACUAAGCUGAUAGACUCCUCAGAUGAGCAGAACCUAAAGAAGAUCAAUUCUACAUCAUCACACAUAGACUGUGUUCCAUCACCGUCCCCAUCGCCAGAGAUGCACAGAAGAAAAGCAGUGAGUGAUUCACAGCCCUGCUCUGACGAAGAAGGCUGCUCAGAAGUCUUCCUCCCCACCGACAGCGACUAUGACUCCAGUGAUGCCCUGAGCCCUCGAGACCUGGACCUGGUCUACCUGGCCUCGCAGGACAUCGCCCAGCAGGCCCGAAGCGGCCUGAGCGGCAGCGCCCCCGACGUCCUGCAGGUGCACGACAUGAAACCUCCUUCCCGGCCGAGCCAGGAAGCCCAGGGCCACGUCCUGGGGCCCGAGGCCGACCACUCCUGCGCGGAGCUCCUGCACAGCCUGACCCUCACGAGCCUCGCGCCCAAGAACCACUCCAAGCUGGCACCAGGUGCGCGGCCGCCGCUGGGCUUCCUGGGAAAGCGGAAGCCGGCCAAGCAGGCGCACUACGGCGGCUUCAGCCGCCACCACCGCUGGCUGCGCAUGCACAGUGAGACACAGUCGCUGUCCCUGUCUGAGGGCGUGUACACGCAGCACCUGUCCCGGGCUUGCGCCCAGGCCCAGGAGCCCGGGGGAGGCCGAGCAGCUGGUGCCCGCGUCUGAAGGGCCACGGGGAC
Messenger RNA from Phacochoerus africanus (Common warthog), 1137 nucleotides. RefSeq lists its product as uncharacterized. The transcript is spliced from 3 exons. Gene Ontology annotation, cellular component: spindle. The coding region runs from base 263 to 1123 and encodes 286 amino acids. NCBI's taxonomy places the organism in Eukaryota, Metazoa, Chordata, Mammalia, Artiodactyla, Suidae. Gene Ontology annotation, biological process: regulation of establishment of bipolar cell polarity; establishment of mitotic spindle orientation. The record is from RefSeq and is a predicted model, not a curated record.